This is a messenger RNA of Triticum turgidum subsp. durum (durum wheat), 456 nucleotides long. The record is from the annotation of a GenBank genome assembly. NCBI's taxonomy places the organism in Eukaryota, Viridiplantae, Streptophyta, Magnoliopsida, Poales, Poaceae.
AUGUCCUGUAGUUAUAUUAACUCAAAGUUAAUGGGCCAUAUGUUUCAUUUGUGCAGUACAAGUAUUUUCUGGAAAGCUUUUAGCCCCUGUAUCAUAAAGCUAUACGGUGGGCAGCAUGGUGAUCAACAUGGGGAAGCUCUCACUUCCUCCCUUAUUCAUCGAUUCGUUGGUAAUGGAAACUACAAAUUGUCUUCGAUGCAUAAGGUGUACGGAUGUCGAGACCUCCCGGAGAUGGCUAGUGUGCUUUCCACGUGCGCCUUCUUUCUACUCGUCCUCAGCCUGCAAGGCUUCCAUGCCACGUUGCCACUGAGAUCCAGUGAGGUGCCUAGUAUGCAAAUGAACUAUGCCAUCAAGCUUUCCUACCUGUCCUUUGCACCCCUACUCUUCCAGGAUGUAAUGGCCAUAUUCCUAUACAUCAUCUCAGAGGACAACACUUUCAGUUCAUUUUUUAUCUAA